GAUUAUUUGUUUUACACCUUAAAAUUUUACAAUUUAAUAAAAACAAAAUAAAAAUAUCAACUUAUUAUUAUAAUACAUCGUUUUUCAUUAGUUAUUGACUUGUGGAAAGAGAAUUUCCUUAUACCUUCUUACUGGACUUUAGUCUUAUUAAAUUUCCUUAUACCAAAGAAAAAUAAGUAAAUAAAUAAAUAUUUUCGUUUCAAUGCUCUCUUGAAGUGUACCAAAGCGGAACGAAGAAAACUCUGCAAAGUCCUAGAACAUAGAAGCUGCAACCAUCUGGAGUGAUCGGUGCUCCGGUCCGCGAAGACCUCAGAUCUGGAAAGGAUUUUGUUUUGAAUUUGAAGAGGUAAGCUGCUACAUCUUCCGAAUGAUAUUUUUUCCCCCGUUGUUCUAAUUAUGGUGCCCAAGGGUUAGAAAUCUUUUAAGAGAAUUAUUGGGUAUUUUGUAAUGGCUAUGUUUUGAUUUGAUCAAUGAACCCAAGGAAUGCUGGAGAUAUGAUAUAACAAGCUAACAGUAAGAUUUUGAAAGGGAAGGAAACUCGGAAGGUGGAUUGAGGGAGCUGAGAAACUGAAUUGUAGACGUAGGGAGAAGAAAAAUCGGGAGAGAUGCCUGCCCAGAAGAUUGAAACUGGUCACCAGGACACAGUCCAUGAUGUAGCCAUGGAUUACUAUGGAAAGCGCCUGGCCACGGGUUCAUCUGAUAACACCAUCAAGAUUAUUGGCGUAAGCAACAACGCUGCUUCACAGCACCUUGCUACACUCACUGGCCAUCAAGGCCCCGUCUGGCAGGUUGCUUGGGCACACCCAAAAUUUGGAUCAAUUCUUGCUUCCUGUUCCUACGAUGGCCGGGUGAUAAUUUGGAAAGAAGGCAAUCAAAAUGAAUGGGCACAGGCUCAUGUUUUUACUGAUCAUAAAUCAUCUGUCAACUCCAUUUCCUGGGCACCUCAUGAACUUGGCCUCUGCUUGGCUUGUGGAUCAUCUGAUGGUAAUAUUUCUGUCUUUACUGCCCGAUCUGAUGGCGGUUGGGACACUACGAGGAUAGACCAGGCACAUCCUGUUGGAGUAACAUCUGUUUCAUGGGCUCCUUCAAUGGCUCCUGGUGCUCUAGUUGGAUCUGGUUCUCUGGAUCCUGUUCAGAAGCUGGCUUCUGGUGGGUGUGAUAAUACUGUGAAGGUAUGGAAGCUAUACAAUGGGACGUGGAAGAUGGAUUGCUUCCCUGCCCUUCAGAUGCACACCGAUUGGGUGAGGGAUGUGGCUUGGGCACCCAACUUGGGGCUUCCAAAGUCCACAAUUGCAAGUGCUUCACAGGAUGGGACUGUUGUUAUCUGGACUGUGGCCAAGGAAGGGGAUCAAUGGGAUGGCAAGGUUUUGAAGGACUUCAAGGCUCCAGUUUGGAGAGUUUCAUGGUCACUCACUGGAAACCUAUUAGCUGUGACUGAUGGGAACAAUAAUGUAACUUUGUGGAAAGAAGCAGUUGAUGGAGAGUGGCAACAGGUGACUACAAUCGAUCCAUAGAUUCCAGGUUUCUGCUUUCGUAUUUUAACUGCAAUCUUAUGGUUUUUGUAUUUUGUCAGAACUGGCUGUAUGAGACUUUUUAUGAUUAUAGACUUUUUUUUAAUUAAAUUCAAAUGUUUGUAAUUGUAAUUGUUUAAGUGACAAUGGUUCCUAUCA
Messenger RNA from Malania oleifera, 1670 nucleotides. Its product is annotated as protein transport protein SEC13 homolog B-like. Gene Ontology annotation, cellular component: nuclear pore outer ring; COPII vesicle coat. The record is from RefSeq and is a predicted model, not a curated record. Gene Ontology annotation, biological process: COPII-coated vesicle budding; protein import into nucleus. Gene Ontology annotation, molecular function: structural molecule activity; protein binding. The transcript has 2 exons. Lineage: Eukaryota; Viridiplantae; Streptophyta; Magnoliopsida; Santalales; Ximeniaceae. Bases 606 to 1514 code for a protein of 302 amino acids.